UUGUCAUCACCCGCACGUCGGCGCAUGCACCGCUCCGCUCGCUUACUUGUCGUGCUGAGCCGCUCAACUCCGCUUUCCCCCCCUGCUCCGCCUCUCGAUUCCCUAUCGUUGCCUCCCCAUGUCCGCCGCGACCGCGAUCCUCGCCGCCGCUCGCUCCCCGGCGGCCGCGCUUCACCGCCUGCACCUCCGCGCCCCCGCGGCCGCUCCCCUCCGCGUCCCCGGUCUCCGCGCCGGCCCCGGAUACCGGGGCAUUGCCAUGGCCGCCGCGGCGCAUGCACCCGUCCCCGCCGACCCGCUUCCCAAGGGUGCUGAUUCUUUUUUCCGAACAGUUAUCUCAAACAUGGAAAAGGUUUAUUUGAGCAGGAAUCCAACAGCCAAAACCAUUUUGGAGCUUGUCCGUUCUUAUGAUGGUGACCACAUUUGUUAUGAUCACCUUGCUUUCCGGACAUUUGGGGUUGAUGGUUAUGGUAUAAAUUCACUUGCUGAAUUUUUCACUGAUUUUGGUUAUCUACCUCGUGAAGAAUUAAGAUUUCCAGCAAAAAAGCUUAGAGCAAUAUGGUUUUCCCCUCCCACCAAUGAUGGCACUGGAACUGGUAUUUAUGGACCUUUGCCAAGGAUAUUCAUUUCGGAACUUCUUGUGGAUGAGUUGAGUGCUCAAAGCCAGGAAAUUAUCCACAAGUACAUUAGAACUUCUGGCAAAGGAAACAAACAUGCUGCUCUUGCAAGUAUAUCUGGGGAGCUGACAUGGGAGACGCCCAUUUAUUCAGAUUUUCAGGUUUUGUCUAGGGAAAGUGAAUAUGCUGCAUGGACUCUUGUUAAUGGCUAUGCACUAAAUCAUGCCACAAUUUCCACACAUCGCCUAGAGUCGGAUAUCAGAAAUAUUAAUAAGUUCAACAAAUUUGUGGAGGUCAAUGGUUUCAAGUUAAAUUCAGAAGGAGGGAUUCUGAAAGUGAGUCCUGAUGGUCUCCUUCAGCAAAGUUCAACAGUAGCUGAUUCAUCAUUGUUUACGUUUGCUGAUGGAAAAACUGAGUCUAUUCCUCGAUCCUAUAUUGAGUUUGCUGAACGCCUACGGCUACCACAGUUCAAAGAUUUGCAAGAUGAAGAGGUGAAAGAACACCAUAGGCGCGAUGGUUUUGAGGUGGGCAACGCAGACAAGAUAUUUGAGAGCACGUCGAAGGAUCAGCUGACCCGGAGAUCUGCAUAAACAGUGAACUCUUGAUGAACUGUUUCUGCAUGUGAUCCAAUGUGUCUCUUGGAAGUGUGUUGGAGGCAUGCGUUGUGUAAAUGAUUGUAUCCACCUGGAUAAAAUAAAACAUGAGAAUCAAUAAAUAGUGAGUGUUUUCUAAUCUA
Molecule: messenger RNA, 1350 nt
Organism: Setaria italica (foxtail millet)
Lineage: Eukaryota; Viridiplantae; Streptophyta; Magnoliopsida; Poales; Poaceae
Exons: 7
Coding region: 119-1204 (361 amino acids)
Molecular function (GO): oxidoreductase activity
Source: RefSeq, a predicted model, not a curated record